GUAGCAUUCUGGGGCUGUUUAUCAUCAGUAAGAUAAGAGAAUGGAGUAAACCUACUUAGUCUCCCAAUUACUAUGGAAAGAACACCAGCUUCCAACAGUUAGCAAAGGUUGAAAAGACCAACUGUUUUAAUGGGUGGAACCAAGCAUCACAAAUCUGCUCAGUGACCAUCAUCCAUCUAGACCCAUUGCACAGGAUAUCCAGCAAAUUUAAGAUCCCUGAACCUUGAGGGGAGAAGUUUGAUGAAGACAUUCAACUUAGGACUAAGUGCUCCGAAGUCCAUGAUUCUUCACAUUGUCUAGUCAUGGGUUUCUAUGUUAAUGCCCAUCGACUGCAAGAAGAAGCUUCUUUGAUAGACAUUGGUCAGACAGAAGACAGCCACAAUAAGCAGUGAUCCAAGAAGCUCUCCCCACCUCCAUGGCCUGUGACACCAAGAGAAAAGAAUGAAAAUAGUGCUAUUCCAAUAAGCCAGAAUGAACCUCAUGGACAUCGCCAAGAUCUUCUCUCUUCUGCAGCCUGAAAAGGAGGAGGAGGACAGUAACACAGAAGAGAAGCAGGCUCUCAAUCAAGCUGUAUAUGACAAUGACUCCUGUACCCUGGAUCGCCUUCUACAACAGGAGCGCUAUAAACGAUUCAUCAACAGCAGGAGUGGAUGGGGAAUACCUGGAACACCCUUGCGUUUGGCAGCUUCUUAUGGCCACUUGAAUUGCGUGAAGGUUCUACUGGAACAUGGUGCUGAUGUUGAUAGCUUGGAUGUCAAAGCACAAACACCGCUUUUCACUGCUGUCAGUCAUGGUCAUCUGGAAUGUGUGCGCAUGCUUCUAGAAGCUGGUGCCUGUCCUAGUGGUAGCAUCUACAACAAUUGCUCUCCUGUUCUCACUGCCUCACGUGAUGGUGCUGUUGCCAUCUUACAGGAGCUCCUAGGGCAUGGUGCAGAGGCCAAUGUCAAAGCUAAGCUUCCAGUCUGGGCAUCAAACAUAGCUUCGUGUUCGGGCCCCCUCUAUUUGGCUGCAGUCUAUGGUCACCUCGACUGCUUCCGCCUGCUUUUGUUCUAUGGGGCAGACCCCAAUUACAACUGCACCGACCAGAGCCUCAUAGGUCGUGUUCCGCAGCCCCGCACACUUCUUGAAAUAUGCCUUCAUCAUAAUUGUGAGCCAGAGUACAUCCAGCUUUUAAUAGAUUUCGGAGCUAACAUCUACCUUCCAUCUCUCCCCUUGGAUCUGACCUCACAAAAUGAUAAAGGCAUCAAAUUGCUGCGACAAGCCAGAGCCACUCCACGGUCACUGCUGUCUCAGGCUCGUCUAGUUAUCCGCAGAUCGCUGAUCCAGGCCAAGCAGCCACAAGCCGUCGACCAGCUAGAUAUCCCCCCUGUGUUGAAGAACUACCUCAAACAUCAGUGAUAAGUUUUCAACCUUCGAAGGAACCCGCAAUACCUCCAAAAACUACCUGCUAAAACAGGUAGCUUGAGGGUAAUAGACCUCAUGACUUUUCUGGUGUAGUAUCCUCCAUAAUAAAGCCCUCAGCAAAGCAUA
Messenger RNA from Peromyscus eremicus (cactus mouse), 1530 nucleotides. It is a transcript of the gene Asb12, whose product is annotated as ankyrin repeat and SOCS box containing 12. NCBI's taxonomy places the organism in Eukaryota, Metazoa, Chordata, Mammalia, Rodentia, Cricetidae. Bases 472 to 1398 code for a protein of 308 amino acids. Gene Ontology annotation, molecular function: protein binding. Gene Ontology annotation, biological process: intracellular signal transduction; regulation of barbed-end actin filament capping. The transcript is spliced from 6 exons. Gene Ontology annotation, cellular component: nucleus; cytoplasm. The record is from RefSeq and is a predicted model, not a curated record.